GCGGAAGCGAAGGGAAGACAAUAAUAAACAAAAGUAGCUCAGUUUUCGUGUGCAUAGGUGGCAUUUUAUUCAAAUGGAUUUAUAUACCGUUUAUAUAUUUACAUACUUAAACGUAUCUGCGUCGGUCUUACGUGUUUUUAAUCGAGUCUUUACUUAAAAGAAGCUGAAGCGACGACUUAUUACUAGAGUAGUAAACCUCUUUUCAGAUUGUGGAUUAUCAAGAUUCAAUUACCAUGUCGAUAUUUAGCGUACAAGCGAGGAAACAUACAACAUAUUAUGACCAUCUACUGUCAACAGCAUCGUCCAGGACACCCGGCAGAGAGCGCCCAACAGGACAAAAGGCAUCAGACGUAUCUCUAGGAAAAAGUGACAUAUCAAGCGCCGAAUCUGCAUGUGAAGACAGAUUAUCCGAUAAAAGCCGUUUGGUAAACAGGACCUAUGUCAUCUCCGCGCUGUCAAAAAGCGGCAGUGGGCAGCAGACUCCUUAUCGAGGCCGCCUCACCCUUCAGAGAAGAUCAAGAAGGAAGACCAGAGCUGAAACAGCAGAUAAUACCAUGACUGAAAGCAGCCAGAACACCACUCCAGCUCCGGAGAAGAGACUCACUCUACAGCGCAGGACCAGGACUCCCUCCAUGGAUAAAAGUGCACGUGUGCAGCGCGGGGUCAGCGGUGCUGGCCACCAGCCAACACCGAAAAUACUCAGUGAGCCAAACGGUAGGACUCCUGGUUUAUUCAGGUCCACGAGUUUAAGAGAAACUGCUUCUAAGCGCAAGGGACCAGAAGCCGAAUCUCGUGCGGAAAUCCAGAAAAACCUUGGACACAUUAAGGCGUCCUACUCUUCUUCAUCUUCAUCCUCAAGCAGACAGCUGGAAGAUCAGGCCCAAACCUUUAAAACGCCCACCAAAAAGACCCCAUUUGAGAAAAUUGCCGCAAGGAGAGACGUCUUCGAGAAACUGGCGUGUAAAGAAGUUCCAAAAACGGUGGUUGUUAAAUCUGCAGGUCUUGAGAGAUCCAAAUCACGAUCACAUCAAGGGGAAGUCGCCAAGCCCGUGCCAGUACCUCGGGUCAGCAAGGCCACCACAGGUGUGCACAACCCAAACCCUGCAAUGCAGGUGAGAAAGACAGCAAGCUCACACCAAACAGGAGACGCGACCAUGGUUAGGACCUCCAGUGCUGCUCCAGCACCCAGUGACGAACCCUUGUCCAACCCCAGUAAGGCUUUGAAGCAGGAGAACUCAUUUAAGAUGGAAAACAGUGCAGUGACUGUGGCUGUCCGUGUCCGGCCGUUCAAUGCCAGGGAGAAGGCAGAGAAGACAUUGCAGGUCAUCUUCAUGAAAGGUCAGGAGACUGUUGUCCAGCAUCCGGAGUCCAGACAGAGCUACUCCUUCACAUAUGACUUCUCUCUCUGCUCGGUGGAUGACAGUGACCCCAACUUUGCCAGCCAAAAGACAGUGUACGAGACCCUGGCCAAACCUCUGCUACUGAGGGCCUUUGAAGGAUUUAACACCUGCCUGUUUGCUUAUGGCCAAACUGGUUCUGGCAAGUCAUACACGAUGAUGGGCUUUGAGGAGGAGGCAGGAGUCAUACCACGUUUUUGCCAGGAUCUCUUUUUGAAACUGACCUCUAUGGAAAAUGAAGAGGUCAAAUGUCAUGUUGAGAUGAGUUACUUUGAAGUGUACAAUGAGAAGAUCCAUGACCUCCUGGUAACUAGAGAUGAACCAAACCAGAGGAGGAUGCCGCUGAGGGUGAGGGAGCAUCCAGUCCACGGCCCUUAUGUUGCUGAGCUCUCUGCGAAUGUGGUGAGCUCCUAUAAUGACAUUAAGGGCUGGCUGGAGCUUGGUAAUAAACAAAGAGCCACAGCAGCUACAGGAAUGAAUGACAAGAGCUCCAGAUCUCACUCUGUCUUCACCCUGGUUAUGACACAAACUAAGACUGAGUUUGUGGAAGGAGAGGAACACGAUCACAGCAUCACCAGCAGGAUAAACUUGAUAGACCUGGCUGGCAGCGAGCGCUGUAACUCGGCUCAGACAAGUGGAGACAGACUCAGGGAAGGGGUUAGUAUCAACAAGUCCCUGCUAACUCUUGGAAAAGUCAUCUCUGCCUUAUCAGAACAGGCACUGUCCAGGAAGAACGUCUUCAUACCCUACAGAGAGUCUGUCCUUACCUGGCUGUUGAAAGAGAGCCUCGGUGGAAACUCGAAGACGGCCAUGAUUGCUACUGUGAGCCCAGCGGGCAGCAACAUGGAGGAGAGCCUGAGCACGCUGCGCUACGCCCAAAAAGCCCGCACAAUCAUUAAUGUGGCUAAAGUCAAUGAGGACACCAGUGCCAAGCUCAUUAGAGAGCUGAAGGCAGAGGUAGAGAAACUACGAGCUGCCCAGAUGAGCUCCCAGGGCGUUGAACCGGAACGAGUCAGGCUGUUCCAGCAGGAGAUCACCGCCCUGAAAAACAGACUCUGCCAACAAGAGCGCGAGAUGGUUGAGGCCAACCGAGCAUGGAGAGAGAAACUUGAGCAAGCAGAAAUCCGUAAACGGGAAGAAACCAAAGAGCUACAGAAAGCAGGUGUGACAUUCAAAGUGGACAACCGUCUUCCCAACCUGGUGAACCUGAAUGAGGAUCCUCAGCUGUCAGAGAUGCUCCUCUACAUGAUCAAAGAGGGUCGAACCACAGUGGGCAAGCUGAAACCUGACUCCAGCCAUGACAUCCAGCUCACUGGAGCCCUCAUUGCUGACCAACACUGUGUUAUAUCCAACAUCGACAGUACUGUCAGCAUAAUUCCAAUGGAAAACGCCAAGACCUUUGUUAAUGGGAAUCUCAUCUCCUCAUCUACUGUCCUCCAUCAUGGCGACAGAGUUAUCCUUGGGGGAGAUCACUACUUCCGCUUCAAUCAUCCUGCAGAGGUGCAGUCUGGGAAGCGGGUAUCAUGCUGGACAAGCUCAGGCGAUGGCCAUAAAGACUUUGAAUUUGCCAAAAAUGAGCUGCUUGCAGCUCAAAGAGCAAAACUGGAAGCAGAAAUUGAAGAAGCCCAUUUAAAGGCAAAAGAAGAGAUGAUGCAGGGGAUUCAGAUGGCAAAAGAGGUGGCUCAGAAAGAACUUUCUGACCAGAAAACUGCCUAUGAAAACAGGAUCAGAGUCCUAGAGAGAGAGCUGAAUGAGGAGAGUGAGCGGAAGCGUCUGCAGGAUUUACAUCAGCAGAAAGUGGCCAACCAGAUGGAGGAGCUCAAAGUGGCGAAGCUGGAGCUGGAGCAGGAGGUGGACACCCAGAGGAAACGCCUCCGUCUCCACAUGGAGGCCCAGGCUAUGGAAGAACAUCGAGUAUGCCAAGCAAAGAUUGUUGAGGCCCUGGAGGCGGAGAAGAGGAAGAUCAGCAAGGAGCUGGAAGAGAUGCAGAAGAAAAGAGCUUUAAGAGAAAACCACAAUCACCAAAAUGCUUCUCCACAGUGGGAUGCCAUGAAGCUUUCAUUGAUGAUUGAGGAAGCCAAUAAAAUCAGUUCUAAACUGAGGAAACAUACCGUUUUCAGCAGACAUGAAAGCUCCGACAAUGGGAACAUGGAGCAAGAUGGUCUGCAGGUGCGGGUUCAAAACACAAAACUGGGAAUCUCCACCUUCUGGAGUCUGAACAAGUUCCAAAACAACAUGAUCGCCAUGAGGGAGCUCGAGCAGGUGGAUUCCGCCUCUAAAGAUGAUGAUGUGUUUUAUGACCCUGAUGACGAGUGGGAGCAAGAUAUAUCGGCCUCGCAUGCUUCCACGUCCUCCUUUUCUCGCCGAAGGAGCCGGAGUCUUCUGAAGAGUAGGAGGAUCUCAGGGCGUCUCUAUGAGAUCCGGGUCCAUCCAAUUCAGAGCCUCCUCACUGGCCCCUCGCAGUCUGCUGGAUUGAUGGGUGUGGCCAAACCUCCCUCCACCCGUUCCAGCACGACAGACUCAGCCAUUGCUGGCAUCUGCAAGGAGCUGAUUGGUCAGUCAGUGUCCCGUCUGCGUAGUUUUAGCGGGACAGAAGCUAGUCUGGCGGAUAGACUGAUUUCUGAUUUAAAUCUGGUGUAUGUGGCGGUCCAAACCAUAUCUGACCAGUAUGACAGCCUGGAUGAUGACAGCCAAGACAGUGUGUUUGGUUGUAAUUUGGUGGCUCAAGCUGAGCUGGUCAAAGCCACUACAGCCAUAGAGGGUGCAGCGUUUGUCACCAUGCAGUGGCUGGCCAGUGUUAAACCCUCCUCCGGCCUGCUCUACACCAUCGCUGAAGAACUCAAGAGUCAAGUCAAGAAAAUGGGAGGAUUCUUCCAGAUGCUUAUUCAGGGUUGUGAGUCAGAGAUCACAUCAAUGGUGGUGGAGGCACGGAAGAAGAGCAGUCGGUGUUUGGAUGCAGCGUUGCUUGCAGUUGGCCACAUGGCAGCGUUGACAGGCAUGCCCCUGAACAUCACUGGGACGGGUGCUCAGGCCACAGGCAAGGAGUCUUUUCUUCUGAAGGGAACCAGUAAGGGCAUCCUCUCUCUCUUUGAGGAGAUUCUCACCACCGCCAAAGAAAUGCUGAGAGAGGCUCAGCUGGCCUAUCCCAGAAACCCAGUCCUGCAGAGUCUAAAAUCCAAAACUCUUGAUUUAGCUCGUGCCCUGCAGAGCUACAUAAAUUGCCUUAUUUUGCAGGAAAGAGAAUCUGAUCCAGAGGAGGUGGAGGAAGGGGAGGAGGCCUUUGCUGCUCAAUUACAGAAACUGAGUACUACAUCAACCAGUCUGUUCCAGCUGAACCAAGCCAUCCAACAGCUGCAUUCCCAUCUGUCUAGAGCCUUGCAAGGUACAGGAAGAAAUUCUGACCUCAGCAAAUGCGGAGAGCUGAUCUUUUCUUCUGUGAAGACUGUUGACAAGCUGAUCACUGGUCUGUCCAAGGAGGGAGCGAUGUCCACAAUGUCCCUGCAGCUUCCCUGUCUUCAGACUGUGAUAACUGUACGAGAUGAGCUCCACUCUGCGCUGCAGGCCCUGUCCUCUUCCUGGAGCCAGCAAGGGGAAGGAGAGGGCAGAAGUUCAGCCGGCUCUGAGAAGGCUACAGAAAAUGAUUUGUUGACCAAAGAAGGAGUUAUCACUCACAGUGCUGUUAGAAACAGAGUUGUAAGUAAGAUUGUAUACUCCCUCGCUCCAGGUGCGCAAUGCAACGGCAGCCCGCACUGGGUGUAAUGUGUGUUUGUUGGGAUUAUUAUGUGUCUACACUAUUUUUGUUAGGGAUUCCCUUUUUUUAAAAAAAAAAAUCUGUUUUUGUAAUUGUAAACAUAGAUGAGACCUCUAACUUCUCAAAACUAGCUAAGCCCCCCUUUUUUUGAGCUGGACCAAUCACUUCACUCACCAGAAUAUUUAACAUUUAUAAAGGUGGACAAACAUAAUUCAGAGUUAAUGCUUGUAAGGAAAAUGUUAUGCUCAUGCUGUGUAAGACUAUUAUCCACUCCAUUUACAUGAUGUAUUAAAAAAAAAAAAAAGUAGAAUAACUUAUAAGUUAUGUGUGGGAGUCAUAAAGCCCCUGUGUUUGUGUGCAACUGGACCUCCCACACUUGCUUUCUGAGACAAGAACAGUAGUCCAAUUAAAUGACAAUCCAGCUGUAGUGUGGCAUUACCUAAUUGUACAUGUAAACAUACUGUCUGCUACUUCUUUUCACAGGCCACUAAAGGCUUCUGAAUAUUUACAUUGAUCAAAACAUUUAGUGUUUUAACUGAUUUAAUUUCAGCACCUUUCAGCUCAGGUACGCUGUUUUGUAAAAGAAUUACAGAGAAACUUGUUUCCAUUCUUGACUGUACUUGCUGAUGAGGGAAUAUUUUGUUCUCAUGUUUUCAUAAUCUGCACUCAGGGAGGAACUUGUAUAUUGUUUUGGUUUCUUCCUAAUAUAUGUACGUAAAUAAAGUGCUGUUCUGUUACCUUUUA
Molecule: messenger RNA, 5892 nt
Organism: Melanotaenia boesemani (Boeseman's rainbowfish)
Lineage: Eukaryota; Metazoa; Chordata; Actinopteri; Atheriniformes; Melanotaeniidae
Gene: kif14
Product: kinesin family member 14
Exons: 29
Coding region: 234-5156 (1640 amino acids)
Biological process (GO): microtubule-based movement
Molecular function (GO): microtubule binding; ATP binding; microtubule motor activity
Source: RefSeq, a predicted model, not a curated record